AUUGCGUCAAUACAUAAUUGGGGUGGUGUUUAGAUAUGAGUGACUUGAGCUCCCAAUUGUCAGCUUUCAAGAACAAGAUCAGAAGCGGACCUUAUGUUCCAACGCCACGCCAGGCUAUUAAUAAGGCUAGUGAUCUAAAUCCCGUCUCCAACGAAGUGCCGGUCAGAGAAGCCAGAGACGUGACUACUGCUUCCUCAAACAAGAGACCUCCUGACACAGUCAAUGAGGCCAUCAAAAGACAAAGAACUGCUUUGAGAAAUAUGCCAGGAUCACAUUUGUCUACUCAGUUACAUUUGGCGGUAGAACACAUCAAGCAAAAUGAUAAACCUAUUAAAGUCAAAGAUUUGCAAGAAUAUCUAUCAUUCGACAUUACUCAAACAUUAUUGCCAUUAUUGAAAGAAAUCGAUAGACUAAAGUAUGAUCAUAAAAGUGAUACAUUUGAGUACGUCAGUUUGCACAACAUUCGUUCUUCUGAGGACUUGUUAAACUUUCUAAGAGUGCAGCCCACAUUUAAAGGGAUUCCAGUUAAAGAAUUAAAGGACGGUUGGGCUAACUACUUACAGUCUAUCAAUGAACUUGAAGCAGAAAACAAGAUAUUGGUAUUGAGAACUAAGAAAGAGAACGCCCCUAGACUAGUUUGGGCCAAUUUCGGAGGGAAUUUGAAUACUAUUGACGAGGAUUUCAAAUACAUGUGGACAAGGGCGAAAAUUCCUAAUCCUGAUGACUUGUAUCAAGACUUGGUAGAUCAAGGAUUGAAACCGACAGGCGCUGAUCCUAAUAUCAUAAAACGUAAACCCAAAAAGGAGGAAAAGAAACAGAAGAAAACCAGAAGAGGAAAAAUCACUAAUACGCACAUGAAGGGUAUAUUAAGAGACUAUUCUCAAUUCAUGUGACUCUAUAAAUGGACUAUUUGUUUGAAUCUAUAAUGCAAGACUAGUAACUUUUGAAAUGAAUAAGAUGGUUCCCCAACCAUGCGCGUACUUUUCAAACCGGUUUGCUAUAUAGUUUGCGUAACUUUUAUCCCUACCAUCUACAUCAACUUCGCACCUGUCUCUGAGUGAAUGAAAAAUUUAGA
Yamadazyma tenuis ATCC 10573 is the source of this 1075-nucleotide messenger RNA. It is a transcript of the gene tfa2, whose product is annotated as transcription factor TFIIE subunit. Gene Ontology annotation, biological process: transcription initiation at RNA polymerase II promoter. Gene Ontology annotation, cellular component: transcription factor TFIIE complex. NCBI's taxonomy places the organism in Eukaryota, Fungi, Ascomycota, Pichiomycetes, Serinales, Debaryomycetaceae. The record is from RefSeq and is a predicted model, not a curated record. Gene Ontology annotation, molecular function: TFIIH-class transcription factor complex binding.